UAUUCCGCGGUAGCGUCGUCCCCAGCCCACCAAAUCUCGCCCAUGGUUUCCUCCUCCGCAUCCCCAGAGGAGGCCGACCCCGCGCGGCGCCGCGAGAAGAGGCGAAUGCGCGGCGGCGCGGAGGACUCACCGGAGCCCGGCGGCGCGGCGGCCUCGCUGGAUCACUGCUCAUCAAAAAAUUGUGAGGAAGACUUUGACGGACCAACAACUACAUUGGGAAAGUGGCAUCCAGGUGAAUCACAGAGACCUGAAAUUGAUGAUGCUCCCAUCUUCACUCCAACUGAAGAGGAAUUUAAGGAUGCAAUCGGGUACAUUGCUAGCAUUCGUCCACAAGCAGAAAAAUAUGGAAUUUGUCGUAUUAUUCCACCAUCUUCUUGGAGACCUCCAUGUCCUCUGAAGGAGAAGAAUUUCUGGGAAUCUAUGGAGUUCAAUACCCGAGUUCAACAAGUUGACAAGCUUCAAAACAGGGAGCCCACAAAAAAACGAACACAGCCUCGAGUUCAGAGGAAAAGAAAGAGAAGAAAGAGACUUAGGUUUGGGAUGACACACAGGCGUCCCAAUUCUAGGGCAGACUCGGAAGACAAGUUUGGCUUUCAAUCUGGUUCUGAUUUCACAUUAGAGGAGUUUCAUAAAUAUGCUGAUGAGUUCAAGCAGGAAUAUUUUGGAAUGAAAGGGAGUGAUGAAAUUUUUCUUUCUGAAAUUAAAAACCACAAAAAAAUAUGGGAACCAUCAGUGGAGGAAAUUGAGGGAGAAUAUUGGCGGAUAGUCAUAGGGUCUACUGAUGAAGUUGAGGUGGAUUAUGGUGCUGAUUUGGACACUGCAACGUUUGGUAGUGGGUUUGCUAAAUUAUCUUCAGAUGCAAAUAUGCAGGAUCCAUAUGAUGUAUCUUGUUGGAACUUGAAUAAUCUGCCACGGCAGCCUGGCUCUGUUAUCUCAUUUGAAAACGAGGAUAUAUCUGGUGUUGUAGUUCCAUGGCUUUAUGUAGGAAUGUGCUUCUCUUCAUUUUGCUGGCAUGUUGAAGACCAUUUUCUUUAUUCUCUGAAUUAUAUGCAUUUUGGUGAACCAAAAGUUUGGUAUGGUGUUCCCGGUUGUGAAGCAGUGAAGCUUGAAGAAUCUAUGAGAAAGAACUUACCAAAACUGUUUGAAGAACAGCCUGAUCUACUUCAUGAGCUGGUUACACAGUUAUCUCCAUCUGUUCUAAAAUCAGAAGGAGUUUCUGUUUACCGUGCUGUUCAGAAGCCAGGUGAAUUCGUUCUGACACUACCACGAGCAUACCAUUCUGGAUUCAACUCUGGUUUCAACUGUGCAGAGGCAGUAAAUGUUGCUCCUGUGGAUUGGCUGCCUCAUGGACAGUGUGCUGUUGAGCUCUAUAGAGAGCAGCACCGCAAGACAUCAAUAUCACAUGACAGGUUACUACUGAAGACUGCAAAAGCAGCUGUGAAACAACUUUGGAUGAACCUUUUUGAUUGCAAGAGUGGUGAGGGGAAAUACAGAUGGCUGAACACGUGUGGAAAAGAUGGAGUCCUGACAAGUGCAGUUAAGACAAGAGUUGAAAUGGAGGGUGCAGCAAGGGAGGUGAAUGGUAAUCUGAAAAGUAAGAAGAUGGACAAGGAUUAUGAUUGCACAGACCGGGAGUGCUUUUCAUGCUUCUAUGAUCUCCACUUGUCUGCUGUCAGUUGCCAGUGCUCACCAAACCGCUUUGCUUGCUUAAACCAUACAAACAUUCUUUGUUCAUGUGAAAUGGACAGGAAAAUUGCAUUCUUUCGACAUAGCAUGAAAGAGCUUAAUACUCUUGUACAAGCUUUGGAGGGUGAUCGGACUGCGGUGUGUCUUUGGGGACAGGACCACCUAGGCUUAGUUUGCCCAUCUGGUAAUGUGCAGAAGAGGAAGUUGGACUCAGGUAGCAUUACAGAAUUUUCUGGUUUGACGAAUGAUGUCAAUGCUGUUUCUGAAUUUGGUGGCAGUCAAGAUGGCUGCUAUGACCUUCAAAAGCCUGUUGGAUUCCACCAAGAGAAUGGAAUCCAGAAUAAUUGUCUUGAUCUCAACAUAGAAGAUCCACCAAGCAGUUCUAGAAUAAAAGAAGAGCGUGACAAGGAUAGGAUGUUUAUCAAUCAUGGGCCUCUACAGAAUACCGAUAGUCCAUUCAGAUUGACCUCAGAGUGCAGUUCAUCAUCAUCUUUGAAUUGUUCAUCCAGUUUAUUCUCUCCUACAAGAAAUCAAACCAGCAAUUCUGACCUAGCUUGGAACACUACUAAGAAACUAUUUGGUGCUGACAUUGAAAAUUUGGCCAAGCAUUCUGAUAGUCAGGUUAGUCAAAUGGUAAAAGUUUCGAACGGAUCUGAGAUUACAAAGGAGCCUGAACAAUCAAGAUUCUGCAAUAAUUCCUGUCCUGAUGAGGUCACACUCGACAGGCUGCCAAAGAAGGCUAAACUGCUAGAAGGAUAGCAGGAGGAGGAUCUGCAGAGAAAAUAGGCUGCUCUGCAGGAUGAGAUGAAGUAGAAUGUAGUUACAUAGGCCCUGCAUAGAUAAAACGUUUCAUGUAUUGCCUUAGAAUGCAUCCAUAGGAACCAUUAGACUGAACUAGGGUCACCAUUGAUUUUACAUUCUUGAGAUAGUCAAUUUAGAUUUACAGGAUCCCAGUUCAUUCCAACAGAUGGCAGGAUGGUUCGUUUAUCCCCUAAUUAGCCAGUUUCAUGGUAACCAAAUUAACAAGUUAUCUGUUUGUCUCAUCAAUAGUUUGCAUGUACAAGACAUUCAUCGCUGGAGAUCUGAAAGGAAAUGAAGAGAAGUUUUUUAAAUUGUAUGGUGUGUUACUUGUAACAUUUCUUGUCGAAUGAUCAGUUGUUUUUGCCAGGGCUUUUAGUGAAUGAGCUUCAUCUUUGCAACCGA
Panicum hallii is the source of this 2889-nucleotide messenger RNA. RefSeq names its product lysine-specific demethylase JMJ18-like. Bases 43 to 2445 code for a protein of 800 amino acids. Gene Ontology annotation, cellular component: nucleus. The transcript is spliced from 8 exons. Gene Ontology annotation, biological process: chromatin remodeling. The record is from RefSeq and is a predicted model, not a curated record. Gene Ontology annotation, molecular function: histone H3K4me/H3K4me2/H3K4me3 demethylase activity. NCBI's taxonomy places the organism in Eukaryota, Viridiplantae, Streptophyta, Magnoliopsida, Poales, Poaceae.